Molecule: messenger RNA, 693 nt
Organism: Ipomoea nil (Japanese morning glory)
Lineage: Eukaryota; Viridiplantae; Streptophyta; Magnoliopsida; Solanales; Convolvulaceae
Exons: 1
Coding region: 1-693 (230 amino acids)
Molecular function (GO): nucleic acid binding; zinc ion binding
Source: RefSeq, a predicted model, not a curated record
AUGGACGAAGCCUCAGAGGUUUGGAACGACUUGAAGAAACGGUUCUCACAACAGGAUGCUCAAAGGAUCUCAUCCUUACAGACUGAAAUCUGUGCUUUGAGACAGGGCAGUUUGAUAGUAAAUGACUAUUAUACAAAGUGUCGAAUUCUCUGGGAGCAGAUGAAUGAUCUACGGCCUCUUCCGAUUUGUAGAUGUGAUCCUCGAUGCUCUUGUGCUUUGCUUGACGACAUAAAGAAGGAACGAGAAGUGGAUCGAGUCAUCUGGUUUCUUCAAGGCCUGAACGAUGAAUAUAAUUCAUUGAAGUCUGGAGUUCUGGUUUUGGAUCCACUCCCGGACAUGCAUAAAGUGUUCGUUAUAGCCGAAAAAUAUGAGAGGCAGCUGAACAUUACCAAUCUCACUCUGAAUAACGUAGAGUUCAAUCAUGCUAAUGCGGUUCAAGCCAAUCAGAACACUACAGAAGAUGUUGUGGCAGCCGUGAACUAUCAUAACAGAAGAAAUAAUGGAUCAAGCAGUGGAAACAAAGCCGCAAAGUGCACUUAUUGUGGCAUGACCGGACACACGGUGGAAAAAUGCUAUAAAAAGCACGGAUAUCCACCGGGAUGGGUGCAAGGAUUCAAAUCCAAAGGGAAACAGCAGAGUGUGACAGCUACCGUGAGCAAUGAAGCUGGAUCUUCCACAUCUGAGCAGCUUUAG